Messenger RNA from Truncatella angustata, 497 nucleotides. RefSeq lists its product as uncharacterized. The transcript has a single exon. The coding region runs from base 5 to 220 and encodes 71 amino acids. The record is from RefSeq and is a predicted model, not a curated record. NCBI's taxonomy places the organism in Eukaryota, Fungi, Ascomycota, Sordariomycetes, Amphisphaeriales, Sporocadaceae.
UACCAUGGAUAGGAUAGAUGCAGUAGCCUACACUGUAGUGACCCCGUAUCCACAAUGUUAUCGCGUGCCACCUGCUGAGGCGCCUAUGACAACAUCGCUCAGUGGACAAAUGCUCCGAUGCGGCCAACAAGCGGCAUGUGCUAACCUAGUCACCCCUGCAGGCGUUCGUCUGCACCAUAUCUGGGAAUGGGACACUUCAAACAAGUGCCCAUGCCCAUAAUCCCAAACGUCUUAAUGGCUACAGUUUGAGAUGAUAAGGUACGAGCAAAAAGGAAAAUUCUAUCUUAAAGGCCUGCAACCAUCUCAUUAGGGUUUUUCUCUCUCUCUCCCAUUGUCAUGCCGUGUCAUACUAUGCCAUGCGAAAGAUGCGGCCAUGCUGUUGGUGUAAAUGCUCGCGUCCGGUUUCGACUUUCCGUACAGUAGCAUUACAUUACAUGCACGACUCAGAGCCGCCUGCAGCUUCCGGUGGUGUCGGCCCAGUGAACGCGGGGGAUAAG